Trematomus bernacchii (emerald rockcod) is the source of this 3375-nucleotide messenger RNA. RefSeq names its product Kv channel-interacting protein 2. The record is from RefSeq and is a predicted model, not a curated record. Gene Ontology annotation, cellular component: voltage-gated potassium channel complex. The transcript has 9 exons. Gene Ontology annotation, molecular function: potassium channel regulator activity; calcium ion binding. Gene Ontology annotation, biological process: regulation of potassium ion transmembrane transport. The coding region runs from base 198 to 959 and encodes 253 amino acids. Lineage: Eukaryota; Metazoa; Chordata; Actinopteri; Perciformes; Nototheniidae.
UUACAACUUACAUGGCUCUCGCUGUCUCUCUCUUCAAAAGAAAUCCAUGGCAAAUCAAUUAUGAUUGGUAAACUGUAGUAUCUUUGUAGCCAUCAUCCGUGAAGGCGAUAAACAAAACCACUGUUAUUUUUGACAAAUACAAUCGCCAACACAUCAGCUGUUUCCCACUGUUCCACAUUCCGGCGCACACGGGGAAAAUGAAGGCGAAAAACCGUGACCAAAGCUUGUCGGACUCCAGAGAGCUGGACGGAUCCUAUGAUCAGCUAACGGGUAAUCCUUCCACCAGCCAAAGCAAAAAAACCAUAAAGCAGCGAUUCCUCAAGCUGCUGCCAUGCUGCAAGCCCGAGGCUGCCCCUUCUAUCAGUCAAAGCAACGUGGAAGAUGAUUUUGAGUUAUCCACUGUGUGUCAUCGCCCUGAAAGCAUGGACAAGCUUCAGGAGCAGACUAAGUUCACCAAAAAAGAGCUGCAAGUCCUCUACAGGGGCUUCAAAAAUGAGUGUCCAUGUGGUGUGGUGAAUGAGGAGAACUUUAAGACAAUUUAUUCCCAGUUCUUUCCACAGGGAGAUUCAAGUAUGUAUGCACAUUUCCUGUUUGAAGCUUUCGACACUAACAAGAACGGCUCUAUUAGUUUCGAGGACUUUGUAUUUGGCCUGUCUAUUAUCCUGAGAGGGACCAUAAAUGACCGGUUAAACUGGGCGUUUAACCUCUAUGACCUUAACAAAGAUGGCUGCAUCACCAAAGAGGAGAUGUUGGACAUCAUGAGGUCCAUCUAUGACAUGAUGGGGAAGUACACAUACCCCUCCAUGCAGGACGAUAUUCCACGAGAACAUGUGGAGAGCUUCUUCCAGAAAAUGGACCGGAAUAAAGACGGCGUGGUCACCAUAGAAGAGUUCAUAGAGUCAUGCAAAAAGGAUGAGAGCAUAAUGCAGUCCAUGCAGCUGUUUGACAACGUCAUCUAGGAACCUGGAUCAGAGUCCCUGGCACCAGGGAGGGGAGUAUGUGUGUGUAUGAGAGGAUUUGGGAUUAAAAAGAGACAAAGAGAAUUUGUGAAUGUGUGAGUAUGUGUGGCCAUUUUCUGACUUGCAAGCUUGUGCUUGUGUGUCUGUUGAGAGCUGUGAGUCCUGAGGACACCGAGAGACUGUCUCCCUCUACCCUGACCCCGGGACAUUUGUCCCAGCAACAAUGGAGUUUUCCUGACUUCCUUCAUCAUGCAGAACCUUAGUUUUACCCCGGAGGCACAGAGUAAGAAGGACAGCAGCGGGAUCACAGGCACUGGCACACACCUGUUUUGUUUGAACUGUUAUGUAUUACUACUGAUGGAGGAUCUAUCGCAGCAUGUGCUGGCUGAACUCAGAGGGCGCAAGUUGCCUCCAAACCUUGAUCUAAGAUCACUAUUCCUAUUUCCCUGUGGUGGCUGAGAUUUGGAUUUGUGAAUCCGAUCCUGCCUCUGUGCAUGCAGGUAAAAUCUCCCUGGAGCCGCAAGACUCCACCGGCCAUGAAUAUAGAAAUGAAUCUGCCGCCAUCUUGUGGGCGAGAGAGAGAAAGACACUUCCUGAGGAAACAACUGACAAAUUUGAGAUCCAAGCAUUUUGGUUUUACAGAUGGAGGUUCAAUCGUGUUGUUUUCCACGAGGAACUGAUUACAAUAUCGCAUGAUGAUGUCACUAAUAUUCAAUUAUCUAUUUACAGAGAUACUCCAAAGUCUGCUUGUCUGUCUGCUGUUCUUAGUCAUUCACAGGUGCCUCACCCUUUGUGUACAUGUGUGUGCAUGUGUAACAGAAAGAGAUGUCACCCAUUUUUCUCACGUAAAGGGGCAACACCAACCUCCAUUCAUGGGAUUCUAGUAGAAUAGUUCCCAAGCCUUCCAAACUAUUACAGUCCUAGCUGUAGGUGUCUAUUGACUGUUGUACAUUUUCUAGCAUUCCCAUUGGUGUGAUAUUAGGCAGUACAAUGUGGGGGUUGCACUAUACUCAACAAGCUGUUUUCAUCAUCCCAGCCUCCUUUGACAAAGGAAAGGCAUACCACAGUCGUACAAGUCUUUCUAUACAUCAAAGGGGAAUUAUUAGAUUGCAGAUUGUACUUGUGAACCUCUUGUAAUCAGAAAUGUUGUGUGGCUGUAGCAGGUUCUACCACUUAAAAAAUAUUCAAAACCCCUCUUGCAUUAAAUUAGGCUCAUUCAAUUUGAAAGAGGCAUAGUAUGUGUGUGCGUGCUGUUAGUGAGAGACGUGAUUUAAAAACAUAGUUCCCCUACCCGUCAUUCUCUAUUCUCCCUCUCUCCGUUACACCAAAGAGACCAAAUAUAAAUUACAGACGUUUAUAAAGCCACUUUAAAUAAAGACAAAAGGCCCACCAGUGGGUGAAGAGAGAGGGUGAUGCUGUAUUGUCAAUAUGACAAGGGGCAAGCAGAGAUAAAGACAUGUAAUUAGGUAAAAUGUCCAUGUGGUUUUCCUACACAUUACCCAAAAUCAAGUGUGGUUGAGUUGUUAACCGACACUUUAUCAGAAAGGCAUGUGAAUAAUUUGCAACCACCAGAAAUACUGUCUAUCUAUCAGGGUGUAAGAAAGAGGCCCUCAAACGUUGAAUUAAUUGGUUAUUUCCUUAAAAUGCAGAGAGACUGACAUGGAGUAGCAAUAAUGUCCACCCCUUAUCAGCACUUUUCCAAGUAUUCAACCUCGCAAUCUUCUCUGAGCACAGUGACAGGGAGCACUAUGGCCCUGAUGACAAUAUGCACUUCCUGCCCUGCAAUUUUCUUUUUUUCUGUUCUUCAUUUUUUUCCCGUCUGGGGUUAAAGUGGUUUGACUCUGAUUGUUCCUUGCCAAUCGUUUUUAGAUUUUAUUCCAGACCACAAGUAAAACCAGUCUAUACCCGCAUGUACUGUGUCUAGAACAAUGAGAACCUACUAACCCGUUGUACUGACUGUCUAGUUAGCUAGCCUCAACCGGUUGCAUAAAGUAUCCAAAAUGUGUAUAUUUUGUACAGAGACAAUAAAAAUCACAGUUACUAUGCAAAAUAGAGUUGAGUUUGAAUUGUAUUAAAAUAGGACAGUGCAUUUAUCUUUAUAUUUUUUUGACAUAUGGUACAAAGCAACAAAUCAAAAUCUACAUAGGUUAUACCUCAUAAUUCAGCAUCACAAUGUCAGGAAGAAACAGUUCAUAACUUAAAUAUACACAUUUAUACAUAUAAUCCCAACAGCCACAUCUGAUUGAACUAAUAGGCAAUUUAUGACCAGACACAAGGCAACAGGUGAGCAACUACUUAGUUACCAUAUUCAGUCAAAAAGCAUUCUGUUAAAACUGUGAACAUGAACAAAAAAACCUGCAAAACAAAUACAUAUCCUUCAUGGAAAUGUUGUUGUCAUUAAAGCUGACAAGAAACU